This is a messenger RNA of Aethalodelphis obliquidens (Pacific white-sided dolphin), 1089 nucleotides long. RefSeq names its product glycolipid transfer protein domain containing 2 (gene GLTPD2). The record is from RefSeq and is a predicted model, not a curated record. Gene Ontology annotation, cellular component: cytosol; cytoplasm; membrane. Gene Ontology annotation, biological process: ceramide transport; intermembrane lipid transfer. The transcript is spliced from 4 exons. Lineage: Eukaryota; Metazoa; Chordata; Mammalia; Artiodactyla; Delphinidae. Bases 1 to 855 code for a protein of 284 amino acids. Gene Ontology annotation, molecular function: ceramide 1-phosphate binding; ceramide 1-phosphate transfer activity.
AUGCGGGUCGCACUGCCUCAGCCGGUCCCUCGGCGCUGCUUGCGCAGUGCGAUUCCUCUUGCUGUCUUCACACUACUGCUUGUUUAUCUCUGGGCUCGGAGCCUCCGUGCCCUCUCAGGCUGCAGAUCUGGGGCCCAGUCCUGCAUUGCCAGGGAACCGCCUCCUUUCCAGGUCCGGCAACAGUCGGGACCCUUGGAGGCCCCGGAACGGGAAGAGCCUCAGUGUCUGGGCCCUCAGGGGAUGCUGGGCCGCAUGAUGAGGCCGUUCCGCGCCAGUCUGAACCCGGAAAGGGAUGUGGAGUUGUCGCAGUACCUGGCAGGAUGGAGGGAGCUAGUCCGGUUCCUAAUUCCCCUCGGCUCCAUCUUCGCCUUCGCCACAAGCGAGGCCUCCGCCAAAGUGACAGCCCUCGAGGCUCUGGUGCACGGCCCAGAGGCCGCGCACUACACGUCGCUGGCGACCAUGGUGGCGUGGGAGCGGCCCGGGAUCGCCCCACGACUCUCGGCCGGGUGCCCGGGCUCAAUGACGAUGCUCUUGCUGCACCGUGCGCUACGCUGGUCCCAGCUCUGCCUCCACCGGGUGGCUACCGGGAUGCUCGGAGGCCCGGACGCUGGCGCUCAGUGCAGCGACGCCUACGGCACGGCCCUGGCUCCGCACCACCCCUGGUUCGUCCGUCAGGCCGCUCACCUCGCAUUCCUCGCCUUCCCGAGUCGCGGCCGCUUGCUCGAGCUGGCGUGUCCGGGUUCCAAAGAGGCGGAGGCGCGGAACGCGCUGGUCCAGGCCGCGGGGACCCUAGAGGACGUCUACAACCGUACUCAGGGCUUGUUGGCCGACGGCUGCCUGCUCGAGCUGGCCUGACGCCUACUGGCCGGAGGAAGGAAGCGCCCUGGGGAGGGGUCGGUGCAGCUCCAGGUUGAGCCCUUGGCCCCGCCUCCCGGUGCCGGGGGCGUGGUCUCCAUAUACCCCGCUUCCUUGGUGACGUCACCACCCCGGAGGCUCACCUUGAUAGGGGUGGGUUUUUUAGACCCUGCCUCUAUCCGCAAUCUCCGGGAGAAGGGAGGAGCUGUGGGGAAUAAAAAGUAUUCUUUGGGA